GGGGGUGGCUGCCCCUCUAACCCUGGCCCCUGUAAGCCACGCCCACGCUAACCCAGGGUCCUCUCCUGACACGUGGUUCCCCUCUUUGUCCCUAUCAGGAUGCCCCGACACCGCCCGUUCCCAUGAACCACUACAGGGCUCUAAUGCGACUGCACAACGAACUGAUGGACAUCACUAAGGACCCCCCUCCCAUGUGCUCUGCGGGGCCAGUGAACGAUGACAUGUUCACGUGGAGGGGGUCUGUCAUGGGUCAGGAUGACAGCCCUUACGAGGGAGGGGUCUUCUCACUAAGCAUACACUUUCCUUGCAAUUACCCCUUCAAACCUCCGCGGAUUUACUUCACCACCCGGAUCUACCACCCCAAUAUCAACAAAAGAGGGAAUAUCUGUCUAGAUAUUCUCAAGUCCCAGUGGUCUCCCGCACUGACGAUAUCCAAAGUCUUGUUGUCCAUCAGCUCCAUAUUGUGUGACCCCAACCCCAAGGAUGCCUUAGUUCCAUCCAUUGCGAGAAUGUACUUAAAGGAUAGGGAUAACUAUAAUAGCAUAGCUCGAGCUUGGACCAGAAAAUACGCCAUGUGAGUGAGAAGUAAAUGAUAAACCACCACCUUAAUAAAACACCUGGCUACUGAA
Messenger RNA from Phyllostomus discolor (pale spear-nosed bat), 629 nucleotides. RefSeq names its product ubiquitin-conjugating enzyme E2 D2-like. Gene Ontology annotation, cellular component: nucleus. The record is from RefSeq and is a predicted model, not a curated record. Lineage: Eukaryota; Metazoa; Chordata; Mammalia; Chiroptera; Phyllostomidae. The coding region runs from base 123 to 578 and encodes 151 amino acids. Gene Ontology annotation, biological process: protein polyubiquitination; ubiquitin-dependent protein catabolic process. The transcript has a single exon. Gene Ontology annotation, molecular function: ubiquitin conjugating enzyme activity.